CUGCCAACUAGCACAUGAGAGUGCCACGUAGCCCCUCCGCUGUGGGCGUUUCACCUUUGACGUGGCAUGCACUCAAUCCUUCCACCUAAAUAAAUACCCCAUUCUCUCUCAAACCUUUGCUCUCUCAAUUCAUUGCUAUCCUUAACAAGGCCACUCCUUCACCUAAUACUGCUGCACUUUUUCUUUGCUCUUUCUUUCUUUCUUUCUUUCACUUUCGGGGGUUUCCCCUGUCUUUUUUCUUUUUUUAACGGGCAGACAGAAAGAGCAAGAGCUUUAACAAUAAUAAUGCCUGCACCGUUUGGUGGUGGUGAAGCUGCCAAUGGAGACUCAUCGGAUGGUCUAGAUCGUUCCAAAGAUGGCCCUCGAGAUUUUCGUGCCUUCCCAUCUUUAAUGUCUUCUUGCUCUCCCAUUACUCUCAAGUUCAUCGACGUGACAUACCGUGUGAAACUCGACAACAAACAAAAAGUACAAACCAGCAAUAUCGGUCGAUGCAUGUUCGGUAACGAACCUCAACCGUCCGAUCAUCAAAAAUCAACAGCCGCAAUGAGCGAACGAACAAUCCUGCAUGGAAUCACAGGCAUGGCAUUCCCCGGUGAAAUCAUGGCCAUACUUGGUCCCUCCGGAAGUGGCAAAUCAACGCUCCUUAAUGCAAUCGCAGGGAGGCUCCAAGGACACGGCUGCAGCGGAACAGUCCUUGCCAACGGUCGAAAAUUCACUAAACCAGUACUUAAAAGAACCGGGUUCGUAGCACAAGAUGACGUUCUCUAUCCACACCUAACGGUCCGAGAAACCUUAAUCUUCUGCUCCCUUUUUCGGCUGCCGAGAACACUGUCCCGAAAAGACAAGGUCUUGGUGGCAGAGUCGGUGAUUUCGGAGUUAGGCUUAGAAAAAUGUCAGAACACGAUCAUCGGGAACAGCUUUGUUCGUGGGGUAUCGGGUGGUGAGAGGAAGAGGGUGAGCAUAGCCCACGAGCUACUCAUAAACCCGAGCUUGUUGGUACUGGACGAGCCGACGUCGGGUCUGGACUCGACCGCGGCGCACCGACUACUGAGCACGUUGGGCGCCCUAGCUCAAAAGGGUAAGACGGUGGUGACGUCGAUACACCAACCGUCGAGCCGGGUGUACCAGAUGUUUGAUUCGGUGUUGGUGCUGUCGGAAGGAAGAUGCUUGUACAACGGGAAGGGAAGCGAGGCCAUGACCUACUUCGACUCCCUAGGCUUCUCGCCGUCUUUCCCCAUGAACCCUGCGGAUUUCCUGCUUGAUCUCGCUAACGGUGUUUUCCAACUCCAAGGUUCAAGCGAAAGUGAUAAGCCGGCGGCCAGUGUGAAGCAAAAUCUAGUGUCUUCUUACAACGCUUUAUUAGCUCCAAGGGUCAAAUCUGCUUGUCUGGAAAACCCAAAUGAUUCAAGCAAAGACUUAUCAGGCUUCAGCAGUGAGACGUUCAUUAGCCAUAAUAAUUCCACCAAACAGUCACCCAGAACAAGGAGAUGCUGCAAUAUAGGGUUUUUGACAUGGGUAAGCCAUUUUAGCAUUUUGCUGCAGAGAAGCCUCAAGGAACGAAAGCACGAAUCCUUUAACGCUCUAAGAGUUUUCCAAGUAAUCACGGCUGCAUUGUUAGCCGGUCUAAUGUGGUGGCACUCGAAUUAUCUCAACGUCCAAGAUCGCCUCGGCCUUCUCUUCUUCAUAGCCAUAUUUUGGGGUGUUCUACCCUCUUUCAAUUCAGUCUUUGCAUUCCCUCAAGAACGUGCCAUCUUAAUGAAGGAACACGCCUCCGGUAUGUACACUCUUUCUUCGUAUUUCAUGGCGCGGAUCGUCGGAGACUUGCCCAUGGAGCUUAUCCUCCCCACCAUCUUCCUUGCAAUCGCUUAUUGGAUGGCUGGAUUGAAGCCUGAAUUCAGUGCUUUUGUUCUGACCCUGUUGGUUCUGCUAGGCUAUGUUUUAGUCUCUCAAGGCCUUGGCCUUGCUCUAGGGGCCGCUAUUAUGGAUGCCAAACAGGCUUCCACCUUAGUCACGGUCACUAUGCUGGCUUUCGUUUUGACUGGAGGAUUUUACGUCCACAAAGUGCCGUAUUGUUUGGCUUGGAUCAAAUAUAUUUCCACAACAUUUUAUACUUACAGGCUUCUAAUUAAUGUCCAAUAUGGCGAAGGGGAGGCGAUUUCGGCUUUGCUGGGAUGCUCUCGCCAUGGAAGAAGAGAUCGAGAUAAAGCAAGUUGUAGAUUCAUCGAAGAAGAUAUUGAAGGGCAGCUUAGUCCUCUGAUCAGUAUCUCUGUUAUGUUGUUAAUGUUCGUGGGCUAUAGGUUAUUGGCCUACCUUGCUUUGAGGCGAAUCAAUAAAGCCUUAUAACCAGUAACAACAAUAAGUACAUUGCAGUUAAUACUACAGAUGAUAGGUUUUUAUUCUACGGGGGAAAAGUACUCAAAAUUAAUUCUAUAAUUAUUAUUAUUAUUAUUAUUAUUAUGGAACUCAACAAAGGAUGAAGAAAGCAUCGUCAAUGCAUUAUUUAUGUGCUUCUGUGGUAUCACCAUUGAUUUGUGUGAAUACUCAUUACUAGAAAAAUACUUUUUCGCGUCGCGUUAGUCUAACGUGUGUGGACUACGCUCACUAAUGCCAUAAAAAAAAAUAUGAACAAUUUGCGUCAGUUGCCCACUGACGCUGCAACCCCCACUUGCGUUAGUGGUCUUCUCCAUCUCUCUCUCUCACAC
Humulus lupulus (European hop) is the source of this 2702-nucleotide messenger RNA. Its product is annotated as ABC transporter G family member 25. The transcript has 3 exons. The record is from RefSeq and is a predicted model, not a curated record. The coding region runs from base 286 to 2343 and encodes 685 amino acids. Lineage: Eukaryota; Viridiplantae; Streptophyta; Magnoliopsida; Rosales; Cannabaceae. Gene Ontology annotation, molecular function: ATP hydrolysis activity; ATP binding; ABC-type transporter activity. Gene Ontology annotation, cellular component: membrane.